CCGCCAUGGCCGCAUCCGAGCUCUACACCAAGUUUGCCAGGGUUUGGAUACCUGAUCCUGAGGAAGUGUGGAAGUCAGCAGAGCUGCUCAAAGAUUAUAAACCUGGAGAUAAAGUGCUGCUGCUUCACCUUGAGGAAGGGAAGGAUUUAGAAUACCGUCUAGAUCCAAAGACCAAGGAGCUGCCUCACUUACGGAACCCUGACAUACUUGUUGGAGAAAAUGAUCUCACAGCCCUCAGCUAUCUUCAUGAGCCUGCUGUGUUGCAUAAUCUCCGCGUUCGCUUCAUCGAUUCCAAACUUAUUUAUACGUAUUGUGGAAUAGUCCUGGUAGCUAUAAAUCCCUAUGAACAGCUGCCUAUUUAUGGAGAAGAUAUUAUUAAUGCAUACAGUGGCCAGAACAUGGGUGACAUGGAUCCUCACAUCUUUGCAGUAGCUGAAGAGGCUUAUAAGCAAAUGGCAAGGGAUGAACGAAAUCAAUCCAUCAUUGUAAGCGGAGAAUCGGGUGCAGGAAAGACCGUCUCAGCUAAGUAUGCCAUGCGAUACUUUGCAACUGUAAGUGGUUCUGCCAGUGAGGCCAAUGUUGAAGAAAAGGUCUUGGCCUCCAACCCCAUCAUGGAGUCAAUUGGAAAUGCUAAAACGACCAGGAAUGAUAAUAGCAGCCGGUUUGGGAAAUAUAUUGAAAUUGGUUUUGAUAAGAGAUAUCGAAUCAUCGGUGCCAAUAUGAGAACUUACCUUUUAGAGAAAUCCAGAGUGGUAUUCCAGGCAGAAGAGGAGAGAAACUACCAUAUCUUCUAUCAGCUCUGUGCGUCAGCGAAGUUACCUGAGUUUAAAAUGCUGCGAUUAGGAAAUGCAGAUAGUUUUCAUUACACGAAGCAAGGAGGCAGCCCUAUGAUUGAAGGAGUGGAUGAUGCAAAGGAGAUGGCGCACACCAGGCAGGCCUGCACUCUGCUGGGAAUAAGUGAAUCUUACCAAAUGGGAAUUUUUCGAAUACUUGCUGGCAUCCUUCACUUAGGCAAUGUUGGAUUUGCAUCUCGAGAUUCAGACAGCUGCACAAUACCUCCCAAGCAUGAGCCACUUAUCAUCUUCUGUGACCUCAUGGGUGUGGAUUAUGAAGAGAUGUGUCACUGGCUCUGCCACCGAAAGCUGGCUACUACCACGGAGACAUAUAUCAAGCCCAUCUCCAAGCUUCAGGCCACAAAUGCCCGAGAUGCUUUAGCAAAGCACAUCUAUGCAAAACUCUUCAGCUGGAUUGUAGAUCACGUCAAUCAGGCUCUCCAUUCUGCUGUCAAGCAGCACUCUUUCAUUGGUGUGCUAGAUAUUUAUGGAUUUGAAACUUUUGAGAUAAAUAGUUUUGAACAGUUUUGCAUAAAUUAUGCAAAUGAAAAACUGCAGCAACAAUUCAACAUGCAUGUCUUCAAAUUGGAACAGGAGGAAUAUAUGAAGGAACAAAUUCCAUGGACACUCAUAGAUUUUUAUGAUAAUCAGCCUUGUAUCAAUCUUAUAGAAUCUAAACUGGGAAUUCUAGAUUUGCUGGAUGAGGAAUGUAAGAUGCCUAAAGGCACAGAUGAUACAUGGGCCCAAAAGCUGUACAACACACAUUUGAACAAAUGUGCUCUCUUUGAGAAGCCCCGUAUGUCAAACAAAGCUUUCAUCAUCAAACAUUUUGCUGACAAAGUGGAGUACCAGUGUGAAGGUUUUCUUGAAAAGAAUAAAGACACUGUUUUUGAAGAACAAAUUAACGUCCUUAAGUCAAGCAAGUUUAAGAUGCUACCAGAACUAUUUCAAGAUGAUGAGAAGGCCAUCAGUCCUACCUCUGCCACCUCUUCAGGGCGCACUCCUCUCACUCGAGUGCCUGUAAAGCCUACCAAGGGCCGACCUGGCCAGACGGCCAAAGAACACAAGAAAACAGUGGGGCACCAGUUUCGAAACUCCCUUCACCUGCUUAUGGAAACCCUCAACGCCACGACUCCUCACUAUGUACGCUGCAUUAAGCCUAAUGAUUUCAAGUUUCCAUUCACAUUUGAUGAGAAGAGGGCAGUGCAGCAACUGAGAGCAUGUGGUGUCCUGGAGACCAUCCGAAUCAGUGCGGCAGGUUUUCCCUCACGGUGGACUUAUCAAGAGUUUUUCAGCCGGUAUCGGGUCCUAAUGAAGCAGAAAGAUGUGCUGGGAGAUAGAAAGCAAACAUGCAAGAAUGUAUUAGAGAAACUGAUAUUGGACAAGGACAAAUACCAGUUUGGUAAGACAAAGAUCUUUUUCCGUGCUGGUCAAGUUGCCUAUCUAGAAAAAUUGAGGGCUGACAAACUGAGGGCUGCCUGCAUCCGGAUCCAGAAGACCAUCCGUGGGUGGCUGCUAAGGAAGAAAUAUCUGUGCAUGCAGAGGGCAGCCAUCACAGUGCAGCGAUACGUGCGGGGCUAUCAGGCUCGAUGCUAUGCUAAGUUCCUACGCAGAACCAAGGCAGCAACCACCAUUCAAAAGUACUGGCGCAUGUAUGUGGUUCGCAGGAGGUACAAGAUUCGACGAGCUGCCACUAUUGUUCUUCAGUCUUAUUUGAGAGGCUAUUUGGCAAGAAAUAGAUAUCGCAAGAUACUUCGUGAGCAUAAAGCAGUCAUCAUUCAGAAGCGUGUCCGUGGCUGGCUUGCUCGUACACAUUAUAAGAGAACCAUGCAAGCCAUCAUCUACCUUCAGUGCUGUUUCCGGCGGAUGAUGGCCAAGCGUGAGCUGAAGAAACUGAAAAUUGAGGCUCGCUCUGUGGAACGCUACAAGAAGCUCCAUAUUGGCAUGGAAAACAAGAUUAUGCAGCUGCAGCGCAAAGUGGAUGAGCAGAAUAAAGACUACAAAUGCCUCAUGGAGAAACUGACCAAUCUGGAAGGAGUAUACAACUCUGAGACUGAAAAACUACGAAAUGAUGUAGAACGUCUUCAGUUAAGUGAGGAGGAGGCUAAGGUUGCCACUGGGCGGGUCCUCAGUCUGCAGGAAGAAAUUGCCAAGCUCCGCAAAGACCUGGAACAAACUCGAUCAGAGAAAAAAUCCAUUGAAGAACGAGCAGAUAAAUACAAACAAGAAACUGAGCAGCUGGUGUCUACUUUGAAGGAAGAAAACAGUUUGCUCAAACAGGAAAAGGAGACCCUCAAUCACCUCAUUGUGGAGCAAGCUAAGGAGAUGACAGAAACUAUGGAGAGGAAAUUAAUAGAAGAGACAAAACAGCUGGAGCUUGACCUAAACGACGAAAGGCUGAGGUAUCAGAACCUUCUGAAUGAGUUUAGUCGUCUGGAGGAGCGCUACGAUGAUCUCAAGGAGGAGAUGACCCUGAUGCUGAAUGUGCCUAAGCCAGGACACAAGAGAACAGACUCUACCCACAGCAGUAAUGAGUCUGAAUACACCUUCAGCUCUGAAUUUGCAGAAACUGAAGACAUUGCACCAAGAACAGAGGAGCCAAGUGAGAAGAAGGUGCCUCUAGACAUGUCAUUGUUCCUUAAGCUCCAGAAGCGUGUCACAGAGCUGGAACAGGAGAAGCAAAUAAUGCAGGAUGAGCUGGACCGAAAGGAAGAGCAAAUGUUCCGCAGCAAGGCAAAGGAAGAAGAAAGACCACCAAUUAGAGGUGCAGAACUGGAAUAUGAGUCCCUCAAGCGUCAAGAACUGGAAUCAGAAAACAAAAAACUGAAAAAUGAGCUGAACGAGUUACGCAAAGCCCUCAGUGAGAAAAGUGCUCCAGAAGUGACUGCACCGGGUGCUCCUGCCUACCGCGUCCUCAUGGAACAGCUGACCUCUGUGAGUGAGGAGCUCGAUGUCCGAAAGGAAGAAGUUCUCAUCCUGCGGUCUCAGCUGGUGAGCCAGAAAGAAGCCAUCCAACCCAAGGAUGACAAGAAUACAAUGACAGAUUCCACAAUACUUUUGGAAGAUGUACAGAAAAUGAAAGACAAAGGUGAAAUAGCACAAGCAUAUAUUGGUUUGAAAGAAACAAACAGAUCAUCUACUAUGAAUUACCAGGAGUUGAAUGAGGAUGGAGAGCUCUGGCUGGUUUAUGAAGGGUUAAAACAAGCCAACAGGCUCUUGGAAUCCCAGCUACAGUCGCAGAAGAGGAGCCAUGAGAAUGAGGCCGAGGCCCUCCGUGGGGAAAUCCAGAGCCUAAAGGAAGAAAACAACCGGCAACAGCAGCUACUGGCCCAGAACCUGCAGCUGCCCCCUGAGGCUCGCAUUGAAGCCAGCCUGCAGCAUGAGAUCACACGACUGACCAAUGAAAACCUGUAUUUUGAGGAAUUAUAUGCAGAUGACCCUAAGAAGUAUCAAUCAUAUCGGAUUUCACUUUACAAAAGGAUGAUUGAUUUGAUGGAACAACUUGAAAAACAGGAUAAAACUGUCCGGAAACUGAAAAAACAACUGAAAGUCUUUGCCAAAAAAAUUGGUGAACUAGAAGUGGGUCAGAUGGAGAACAUCUCUCCAGGACAGAUCAUUGAUGAGCCUAUCCGGCCAGUCAAUAUUCCCCGGAAAGAGAAGGAUUUCCAAGGAAUGCUGGAGUACAAAAGGGAGGAUGAGCAGAAGCUUGUGAAGAACCUCAUUCUAGAAUUGAAGCCACGUGGUGUGGCUGUCAAUUUGAUUCCAGGGUUACCAGCAUAUAUCUUAUUUAUGUGUGUGCGACAUGCUGAUUACCUGAACGAUGAUCAGAAAGUAAGAUCAUUGCUGACAUCAACAAUUAACAGCAUCAAAAAAGUCUUGAAGAAAAGAGGUGAUGAUUUUGAAACUGUCUCCUUCUGGCUCUCUAACACAUGCCGAUUUUUGCACUGUUUGAAGCAAUAUAGUGGAGAAGAGGGCUUCAUGAAACACAACACAUCUCGCCAGAAUGAACACUGCCUCACCAAUUUUGACCUUGCCGAAUAUCGGCAAGUGCUAAGCGACUUGGCCAUUCAGAUCUACCAGCAGCUUGUAAGAGUAUUAGAGAACAUCCUUCAGCCGAUGAUAGUCUCAGGCAUGCUAGAGCAUGAAACAAUUCAGGGUGUAUCCGGAGUGAAGCCCACAGGACUCAGAAAGCGAACAUCCAGUAUCGCAGACGAGGGCACCUACACGCUGGACUCCAUCCUACGUCAGCUCAACUCCUUCCAUUCAGUCAUGUGCCAGCAUGGCAUGGACCCAGAGCUAAUCAAGCAGGUGGUCAAGCAGAUGUUCUACAUUGUGGGCGCCAUCACCCUAAACAACCUCCUUCUGCGCAAGGACAUGUGCUCUUGGAGCAAAGGCAUGCAGAUCAGGUACAAUGUCAGUCAAUUGGAAGAAUGGCUACGUGACAAGAAUCUAAUGAACAGUGGGGCCAAAGAGACUCUGGAACCUCUCAUUCAGGCUGCUCAACUUUUGCAAGUGAAAAAGAAAACCGAUGAUGAUGCUGAAGCCAUCUGCUCCAUGUGCAAUGCUCUGACCACUGCCCAGAUCGUCAAGGUAUUGAACCUGUACACCCCCGUUAAUGAGUUUGAAGAAAGGGUCUCUGUCUCAUUCAUCCGCACUAUACAGAUGCGGCUACGAGAUAGGAAAGAUUCUCCGCAGCUGCUCAUGGAUGCUAAACAUAUCUUUCCUGUCACAUUUCCCUUUAACCCAUCCUCCCUUGCCCUAGAAACCAUCCAGAUCCCAGCCAGCCUAGGCUUGGGCUUCAUUGCACGGGUCUGAAGUGCUGUCCAGGCAAACAUAGAGAACGCAUUUCUCCUCUGAAUAAGAACAGUCGUUUCCAGUGAGCUACUGAAAAUACAUUUUUAAAGAAAAGUACUGAUUAUCUCUAAAAGAUGUUAUUAACUGGAAAUUUCCCUAGAAUCCUUUCACUUGGGAGAAGACACCUUGUCCCGUGUUACCUUUAAAGCAACAUUCAUUCUUCACCGGUUGAGUUUGCAUACAGAUGGAUGAUAUCAGGGAGGAAUGAGAAGAAGAGUAAAAGUGUGUGUCUUCAGCUGACAGCAUUUGUUUUUAACCUUUAGUGCUGCAUUUAAGUGACAUACAAAAAUAAAAUUCCAUAUGGAUGAACUAUUGUUAGCAAGGCACAAACAAAGAACUGAAAGAAAAAUCACUACUGAAUACAUAUCAGCUUAGGAGCCAAUCAUGUUGAUAUUGUCAAACUGGAUCAAAAAAAUAAACUGGCAAUAUGUAAAGUAACUGCCCAAGUAA
Molecule: messenger RNA, 6137 nt
Organism: Myodes glareolus (Bank vole)
Lineage: Eukaryota; Metazoa; Chordata; Mammalia; Rodentia; Cricetidae
Source: RefSeq, a predicted model, not a curated record